Messenger RNA from Somion occarium, 1842 nucleotides. Lineage: Eukaryota; Fungi; Basidiomycota; Agaricomycetes; Polyporales; Cerrenaceae. The record is from the annotation of a GenBank genome assembly.
GAAGCAGAGCUCGCAAACAUGGCUUUGUCCUCUGCAACUCCCAAUCUCCUACGGGCAACUCGUUGUCAAUAUCGAAUACUCCUCAGACAACAACCCAGAAGGACACUCUUUUCGUGGUUGAAAUCCUCAAAGUCAAAACCAUUAUCAAAAUCAGACCCUCUUCCUGUACUCUCGCAGGACGACCUUUUCCAUCCGUUCAGCAAGUCUCCUUUCCCUGCCGUUCGUGCUCGUGGCGAGGCUAUUCAAUCUCUUGCACCAUGCCCCGUCUGUGCCUCUUCACAUCAUCAUGAAGCACACGAAGCCCAUAACAAGGCUCAGCCUAAAGCGGUCAAGUUUGAAUGUCCCGAUUGCGGAUGGCCGACACAUUGUUCAGAGGAGCAUUGGAAAGAGGAUACUGAGCAUGAAAAAUAUUGCUCAAGGCUUAGAGAGGUUAAUGAGGAUGAACAUGACUUGAGGAGUGGCAGACGGUUGAGGGAAUUCGAGUUGCCAGGUCAACAGGAUACUGAGGCUGCCAUUUCGUUCGCCAACUGGGACGUCUUCUGGUAUACCCGUGGCUUCCCGUCAAUGGAUACUGAAAGGUCCCGAAGGCAUGCCAGUAAACUCCUGACUUACCCUACCACCAUUGGUUCCGUUUUGCAUCAACAUAGCGGAUUGACCUUGAGCAAUCAGCGGCUCACGCCAGAGGGUAGUCGAUCGCUUGCAGCAUUGCGAACUACUCUACAUGUCCCGCCAGGAGCUCCAGAGACUGAGGAGGCAUCGGCAGAUAAACCGCAGACACGUAUCUUUAUUCUCGGUGCUCGCGCAGAGUCUUCUCUCCCACCACAUGUUUGGGAACAACUUUGCAUGCUCUUCCCAUCUGCUUUAUUCCACUUAUACUUCAUCGGUCCCCAAGUAUCUUUGCCUAAAUCAAAGAAUGCCGACGCUCCAAAGCCCGCGUCCUCCUCAACAUCCGGGGCUUCUCCUGAGUCAACCGGGGCUACAACUGCCGAAACGACCGCGACUGAUCAGGGUGCUCAAAAUGAGGAGGCAAAGCCCAAGGAGGAAGAAAAGCCUGUCUACCUACCAAACGUUUACGAGCCGCCGACACCUGCGCCCAUAGUUCGUCUGAAACGAACUCGAGAUGCUCUCCAGAAAUUUGGUGUACCUUCCUACACGGUUCCCUACACUCACCAACUCACCAUCACAGGCAUGCAAGCGAACUAUGCUGAAGUGCACGCUCAGUUCGCAGAGACAUUUGAUCCCUACACCGACUGUUUCUUCUUGUUCUCUCCUGGCUUCGGUUUCCCUUCACCUAACAGCACGUCAGAAGUUACUGGAGAACCGCUCUUGCAAAUUGCCUCUCCGACGGAAUGGGGUCCUAUCAUUCCGACCCUCCUUUCAACCAAGUGCCCGAUCUUCGUCACUGGGUUUUCCCCGGCUGAUGUAGAGAGGGAUGUGAAGAGUCUGUCAACUGCUGAGGGAGUAGCUGGAGAGUUCGAUUGGGUAAUUACACCUGGACCCAACGCCUUUGGAAGUGAGAAAUGGGAAGUAGCUGAUUUUGACCCGAGGGUGAUGGUCAAGACGAACUGGGGAGUCUGGGGAAUCAGAGGGAAAACUAGGGAGGUUAGGGAAAGGACGAGCUGGUUCUAGAAUAUCUCAAUUGGUUUUCCCUACAUACAUUACUACUACAUACACAUCCCUGCUCAGCCUCCGUUGUGAAAGAAUAUCGAGAAGUUGCAGCCACAAGCGCGUCGAAGAGCACGUGCGACGCGUUUGGGUGUUCUCCAUAAACGCGUCGCGUGAAGUUGAGCCAGCGCGUUAGUCUUAGACUCUUCUUCCCUCUUGGUUUAAAUAUUUCUUUCU